AUGGCACCAGAGCAUGAUUUCUUCUUCAAGAUCCUGUUGAUUGGCGAUAGUGGAGUAGGCAAGAGUUGUCUAUUGCUUAGAUUCGCAGAUGACUCAUGGACCGAUACGCAUAUCAGUACCAUCGGUGUAGAUUUUAAAAUUAAGACAUUGAACCUUGAUGGAAAGACUAUAAAGCUGCAGAUCUGGGAUACUGCUGGACAGGAGAGAUUCAGAACUAUUACAUCUAGUUACUAUCGUGGCGCACAGGGCAUUAUAUUGGUAUACGACUGCACCGAUCAGGACUCUUUCAACAACGUCAAACAGUGGAUGGGCGAGAUAGACAGAUAUGCAUGCGAGAACGUCAACAAACUGCUGGUCGGCAACAAGACCGACCUUGUAAAUGAGAAAGUGGUCGACACCAACCAGGCCAAGGGCUUCGCCGACAGCAUGGGCAUCCCCUUCAUCGAGACCAGUGCCAAGAACGCCACAAACGUCGAGCAAUGCUUCCACUCGAUGGCCAGAGACAUAAAGAACAGACUCGCAGAUAUCCAAGACACACCAAAGAAAGACGAAGGCAACGUGCCAGUCGGAGGAGGCAACCAGAACAGGAAGAAGAAGAUAUGUUCCAUUUAA
Messenger RNA from Acytostelium subglobosum LB1, 612 nucleotides. RefSeq lists its product as hypothetical. Bases 1 to 612 code for a protein of 203 amino acids. The transcript is spliced from 5 exons. The record is from RefSeq and is a predicted model, not a curated record. Lineage: Eukaryota; Evosea; Eumycetozoa; Acytosteliales; Acytosteliaceae. Gene Ontology annotation, molecular function: GTPase activity; GTP binding.